AUGUUGAAAUUUCAUUUCUGGUCACGCCGCUUCGUUGCGGGAAUAUCGGCAUUACCUUCCUCAAUCAGCCUACAUUAUAUUCGAUUUUUGAAUGCUUUCAUUCGAACAGGUUUAGGAACAGGUUUGUACUGUCUUGUUCAUUUCUUAUUGGUAUUAAUUGUUGGAUGCGAAUAUCUCAUCCUAUUUCCAUAUGAGCAACAAGUACGGCCAUCAUUUCGCAUCCCUGUAUAUUAUGCUGUCGGUGCAUAUCUAAUUGUUUGCAUUCUAUUCCAUUAUCAAAAAGCAUGUUCAGUGGAUCCUGGACGACCAGAAUUUGCAACGCUUAUCAGCAGUACCAUAUUGUGCUCAGCAUUUAUCAUUGGCGCCCUGGCAUGGCUUGCUUUGUUCACUGAUACCAAAUCUUCUGAGCAGUUAUAUUUGUUUUGUUUAUGGACUCGCAGCGCUUUUAUUCAUCAUUCUUGGGAUGUUCGCAGCAUGGAACAUGUAUUUAAUCUCAAUUGGCGAAACAUUCGUUGA
Molecule: messenger RNA, 516 nt
Organism: Acanthocheilonema viteae
Lineage: Eukaryota; Metazoa; Nematoda; Chromadorea; Rhabditida; Onchocercidae
Source: the annotation of a GenBank genome assembly